UUUUUUACUGAAAAUUUAUCACGGGAUCCAGAAAUGAUUAUAAAUUCCCUCUAUCUAAGCUAUCCGAAAUUCUUCAAGAAUUUCAAUGAAACGCUUUCUCCCGAUCAUUUUCAGGAUAUUCAUCGGAUUUCAGAAAGUUUUGUACAUUAUUCAACACUUAUGGGCUCAACACACUACGAGCGAAAAAAUGAGAUUUGGCCAACAGCUAUGGACAUGGUCAUACGAACAUUCUUGAACCGUCAUUCUAUGCCUCUUCCCGCUGCAUCAUCUUAUCCGAUGACAUAUAAUCCUCCUAACAAAGAUAUUGAAUUCAGGCAAGGUUUGUCAAGUAAAAUGCAACAAUCUAGUAUAAAAUCAGCGAGAAUUGGUGGGAUGAAAAGAAAAUCCUAUAAUUGA
Messenger RNA from Ambispora leptoticha, 396 nucleotides. Lineage: Eukaryota; Fungi; Glomeromycota; Glomeromycetes; Archaeosporales; Ambisporaceae. The record is from the annotation of a GenBank genome assembly.